Messenger RNA from Strongylus vulgaris, 447 nucleotides. The record is from the annotation of a GenBank genome assembly. Lineage: Eukaryota; Metazoa; Nematoda; Chromadorea; Rhabditida; Strongylidae.
CGUCAGAAUCAUUCGACAGAGCGGCGGAAAACGAAACAACGGACUGAUCCGUGCAGGACGAACACUUACGUUAAGCUUGCUGAACGUGUCGACGAGUUCUCCUUUGUCGGAUGUCGCGGAGACGGCCGAGGCCGAGCUGCCACGCUUGCCGCCGGCUACGUACGAGGAGAACGUCGACGAACGCACGCUGCCUCCAUGAUGCGGCUGAAAUCACGGAACGACACGCCUCACAACGCAACGAACUUGAAGCUUUGCUUAUGUAAGGAGGUGAAUCGAAAACGAGAAACGACUCAGCUGUUCAUGGGGGCGCUAGGGUUUUUCACAAAAUCGCCAACCACGCACAUGCAAGAUUUCUCCGCCUCCUUGGCCAGGUCUCUAGCGGGAGAACUCUGCGACAUGGCACGCGCUGACGUCAACAAGAAGGACGAUCUGCAUGCUAAUGGUUGA